CACGUGGUGAUAGAUGUCUUAUUUACUCGACAGAUACUUUAGCAAUAUACACAGAACGGAGCUCUUGUAUGCGACAACCUUAUAAAUGUACCUGUCAUUUUGAAAACUACAUAUCCCGACGGGCUAUGCAACGUGUCAAAUCUAACUGCGGAAUCAGAAGAAUCCAUGUACAUCUUUCACGCGUUUACCCGGUCUUUUUAAGUGCAAAUGUGCGCUUCUGCGGUUUAGUUUUGAGGCACGAGUACAGGAUUUUCGUUUUUUCUGCUGUUGUUAUACUUCCUUGUCAUGAGAGCUGGUCAUAUGGGAAAAAAAUGGCCGCUUAUUUCUACAUCUUUGCAGGAAGUGUUGCUCCGGUCGUAUUUGCUGGCUCCUUGACAAAACAACAGAACUGGAGCAACGGCGUGAUGAGCGGAGCUCUUUAAAGUUUGAGGAGGCCGCAGUGAGUCAGGCUCGUAAUCCCGUGAGCGCGGCUGGCAGGUGCAGGAGUUACUAACUGCGUGAAUGCCAUACGGCAUUUAAUUUCUUUAAUUUCAGAUAAUGUAGCGUUCCAGUGUGACAAUCGCAUCCUCUAAAUCUACAUAAAACAUCCCGGUGCUGUAAAAACCGGGUAGUGAGCGGGGCGGGAUUACAUCCGUUCUGUCACCGAGGUUUGGGAGCUGCACUUUACGACACGCUGGCACUGAAGACAGCCGGUGCGUUGUUCGUGUCUGCGAUGCGGUGUCAGCGGAGUCCUUAAUCUCCGGACGAUUGCUGUUUUCCUCCAUGUCACUCUUGUACAGCUGGAAAUAUGAUCACCUCCCCUGACCUGGUAGCCUUUACGAAAGAGGAUGAUUUUGGCGACUCGUAUACUGAGCUGGACUCCUUGCCGGAUGAGUUCUCCGUGCCUCUGUUUUCGCACGAUGAAAACAAGAAUCCUUGGUCUAAGACGUCUUUUGCCAAAUUCACCAAGGAUUUCAUUCUCAUCUCGGAGUUUUCGGAGCAGGUUGGACCCCAGCCUUUGCUGACGAUACCAGAAGAUCCCAGGACCUGUGGCUCUUUUGACUUAAAUUAUUUCUCUCUCAGGAUUAUGUCUGUGGACUACCAGGCUUCCUUUGUAGGUCACCCCCCAGGCUGUGGGUACCCAAAGCUUAAUUUUGUAGAGGAUUCAAAAGUCGUCCUUGGUGACUCUAAAGAGGGGGCAUUUGCCUAUGUGCACCACCUCACUUUGUAUGACCUGGAAGCCCGGGGCUUUGUCCGUCCAUUCUGCAUGGCGUACAUCUCUGCAGAUGAACAUAAGAUCAUGGGCCAGUUUCUAGAGCUUUCAUCAGAGUUCUCCAAAGCAUCGGAGUGCUUGAAAACAGGAAACAGAAAAGCGUUUGCCAAUGAACUGGAAAAAAAACUGAAAGACCUGGAAUACACCAGGACUGUACUUCACAAAGAAACUGAACUUCAGAAAAAAGCCAAUGGCUGCUAUUCAACCCAAGCAAUAGAAAAAGCAAAUGAACUGGCAAAUGUUGAAAAAUCCAUAUACGAACACAAAGACCUUUUAAAACAGAUCACUUCCUAUCCCAACCGUAAAAUCAAAGAUCCCGAGUUUCUGCCCUAUGAGCCGGAUAAUUUAUUCAACUCAGCUGGACUGGACCAGGACCAGAUGCCUAACAGCUUUAAUACGGAUGAUCCUCCAGAAGAUUCCAGCUAUGUUCGUAGGCCUUCUUAUACCCCUCAGUUUAUCAAGGCCAAGUCUGCCAAAUGUUUUGAUAAACGACUGAAAACACUGGAGGAGCUCUGUGAUGUGUAUUUCUUUAACCAAACUAUGGAGCAGCUAGCACAGAUUGAAAAAAUGUUUAGGGGAGACCUGAUCUACAUUUCUACCAACCAAAUUUUUGGUGCACUUUUAAAGAAGCAGAAGAUUACAAACUUUUUGUUUGAAGAUUAUGAAGACCACAGGGAUGAAGUUGAGAGAGAUGAAUACUGCCAAAAGCAGAAUCCAUGUAGUGCUGCCGAGCCUGCCCUUAGUGAGCCAGUGAGUAUUGAAGAUUACACAUCCUGUGUAGAGACGGUGCCUAUUAAGUUAGAUCAAGAAAUUACAGAUGAAGAGCUGCAGGAGGCUGAACAUACAGAGUCCAGUCCGUGCGAUGUUACUCGGGACAACUCUGAGGAAGCUAUCGAUGUAGAUAUUAAGGGAAGCAUAAGUAGUGGAGAUAGCAUUGAGGUAUUGGGAACUGAGAAGUCCUUCUUGACUCAGGGAAAUUUGAUUAAAUCUGAGAGUCAACCCACUUUACUAUCUCCCAAUUCUGAAACACUCAGAAAAAAAGCUGUCAGUAAGAGGACAAAUAGCGAAGACAGCAUUGAGGUGCUCAGUACUACCGAGUCCCAUCUACCAGAAGAUUUAAGAGCCACUUACCCUAGUGCUAUUCAUGAAGAAGAGACAUACUUGGAUGACUCGGAGGACCAAAUGUACAAACAAGCAUUAACAGAAUUGGGACGGGAGGCUGGUCCAGAAGUGCAGGACAUAGAACUUUUCAAUCCUCAAGAAACCACGGAGGUCGACUCGGCCUGCUGCAUGGGGCAGGAGGGCCUCGUCUUUGAAGAGGCUAUGCCAGAGCUCGCCCAGGAAUGUUCCGAUAAUGGGGUCAUUAAUGUGGCUCCCCAGUCGUGUCGACAGGGAGAUCAGGCCUUGCAUGUGGACUUCUCUCUGGAUGACACAAGCUAUGCUCCAACAGAGGGUUCACCUGGUGUGCUGAUUUCAUAUGAUUUAAAUUCCAGCCUUCUCCCCGAAGAGUUGUCUAGGUUGAACACGGAUGAUAUUUCUGAUAGCAACAGCUUCAUGAGUGCAUCCACCAGCUCAGACAGGACUUCAUCUCCUUUUCUAGAAGGCAAUCCCAUUACUGAAAGACAUAAGAAGAAGGCAGGUCAGAGUGCUUUAAGAUUUAUACGACAAUACCCAUUUGCCCAGCAGGCAAUCUACAGCUUGCUGAGCGGGAGGACGCUUAUAGUGUUGGGAGCAGACGAAGGGAUGGUGAGGAAGCUUGUCAAUGCUUUAUCUAUCUUUCUGCCAAAUCUGGGCAAGUAUGGAGAAAUAAUAAAACCCUGGUUAACAUCACCCUUCCAAAUAACAGAUCUACAAAACUGGAAGCUGAUUGGACUUCACAGGGUUGCCUCCCCAAUGGGCUCCAGCUUGCUGUAUUCCUUGAACCGUUACAGCCGCUACAUCAGCAUCCUGGAUGCCGAUCACAAGACCCUGCGCUGCCCUCCUUACAGAGGGACAUUUGUCAGCAAGCUGGCUGACCACCGGACACAGAUCAAGCGUGGCAGCACGUACUUCAUGCACAUCCAAGGCAUGCUCACCCAGCUCUCUUCCACGGUGUUCCUCUACACGUUCUGCCACUACCUGCACCUCCCAAUUAGUUGUGAUGAGGAGGAGUCCUUGGUGGUUCAGCGACGGAUGGAGUUCCUCCACGUUCUUGGCUUUACAAACGAGGACAUCCGAAUAAUCGAGUUCCUGGCAGAGCUCCUCAAACAGCACUACCUUCAGGGGCCUGGCAGAGGAGCCGCUCCACCCAUCUUCAGAUUCGACUACACCUCUAGCUUCUUGUACAAAAUCUAAGGUGUCAAGCAAGGUGCAAAGGUGGAGAAACCAGCAGAUAUCAGGAUCGAUGAAUGUAAUUUGUUGUUGUUGUUGUUGUUUUUUUAUUUUAAAAGGUUCGUUGGGUGUGCUUUCAUUUUUAAAAGCAUGCUACACAUAUCAAGUGAAGUUAUGUAAGCAAGUAGGUUCAUGGAUUAAAAAAAAAAAUACAAGCUAAUUCUUGAAAUCUUUGCUGUGAGUUGUGAAAGUGCCCAGCUGGUAUUUCAAAAAAAUAAAUAAAUAAAUAAGGCUUGGUGGUUAAGGAGACAGGAGAGCCACGUCACGAGGCACCAUGCCACACUCUGACACCCUGGAAAAUGGGGGGCGUCUGAGUCCUUAAAGUGUCAUUCAUGUCCAUACUGUCCACAGGUUGUUGACUUCUUUAGUAAACUAUAUUAAAAUAAUUUAUUUACCAAAAAUGACAUCUUUAACUACGUACUGUUUAAUGUUGAGCCAUAAUUCUAAUAAAUAAUAAAAGGUGGAUAUUUUUGGUGCAGGAAUAAGCCUCAUUAUUUAUAUGCAAAUGUACCCGUAGAGCAUGACACACAUUCUGUCUGUAAGGUAAAUUUUUGUUUUUAUAAAGUUUUUUUUAAAGUGUUAUACAGCAUUAAUGGGCAGCAGAAUUAAAAGCAGCCU
Messenger RNA from Erpetoichthys calabaricus (reedfish), 4240 nucleotides. RefSeq names its product Smith-Magenis syndrome chromosome region, candidate 8a (gene smcr8a). Gene Ontology annotation, molecular function: GTPase activator activity. The record is from RefSeq and is a predicted model, not a curated record. Bases 788 to 3586 code for a protein of 932 amino acids. The transcript has 2 exons. Gene Ontology annotation, cellular component: guanyl-nucleotide exchange factor complex. Lineage: Eukaryota; Metazoa; Chordata; Cladistia; Polypteriformes; Polypteridae.